This is a messenger RNA of Neoarius graeffei (lesser salmon catfish), 1120 nucleotides long. It is a transcript of the gene abrab, whose product is annotated as actin binding Rho activating protein b. NCBI's taxonomy places the organism in Eukaryota, Metazoa, Chordata, Actinopteri, Siluriformes, Ariidae. Gene Ontology annotation, biological process: positive regulation of transcription by RNA polymerase II; positive regulation of Rho protein signal transduction. Gene Ontology annotation, cellular component: sarcomere. Bases 1 to 1113 code for a protein of 370 amino acids. Gene Ontology annotation, molecular function: actin binding. The transcript has 2 exons. The record is from RefSeq and is a predicted model, not a curated record.
AUGUCUGAGACCAUGUCAUCUCAGAGGAAGUCUUCAGUUAACAAGAAUAUAAAGAAGCUGCGUACACUGAGUGUGGUGUGCAACCUGGCACGGAGCUGGCAACAGUGGAUAUGUGAGAAUGAAGAAAAGCAGGCUAAUGAACCCACAGGCUGGUCCCCAGACAGCUAUGACAAGCCCACAGCUGAAAAGAAAGAGCCAAAGAAGCUUGUAUCUACGAAGAAGAAGGUACAGGAAUCUCAGGACAAUGAGCAUGGACAAGAGGAUUCCCGCAUUAAGACCAAACAGGUGGUGAAAACAGUGACUCGAGAUGUCCAGGAGAAAAGCGCAGGCAUUGAGUUUCUGACCAGCCGCAUUUGUAAAGACCCAAAGACAGAGGAGCUGGACAGGAUGCUGACAAAUAAGAGUUCACCCACCAGGCGCAGGAAAUGCUCCAACAUGGUGUCAGAGCUGAAACAGAGCUGGAAGAUAGUAGAAAAUGAGUGCAAGAGGGCAGGGGAAUCCAGCGAGGGCAGUGGAAUCUCUGAGGCCAAGGAGAGAAUUCAGGAGCUGGACAUUUCAGAGAACCGGGACAAUGUGGAAGAGAAUCAAAUGGAGUCAUCAUCAUUCACGAUCAAGAAACCAUCAUUUGUGGCCAAGAAGGAAGUGGAGGAUGCCAAUAAAAUAAAUGCCCUCUCUAGCAAGUACAGCACUGUGGGGAACCUCAAGAGCCGCUGGCAAAACUGGGCAUCAGAACACAGCACCAGCCAAAAACUGAACCCCUUUAGUGAUGAUUUCGACUACGAGUUCUCCAUGUCCUUGCGUCUGCGGAAGGGAGAGGAGGGCUACGGCAGGCCCAAGGAGGGGAGCAAGACAGCAGAGAGAGCCAAACGGGCUGAGGCGCACAUCCAUCGGGAGAUUGACCACAUGUGCUUUAUCAUCAGUACCAUGGCUGACCCUGACCCGGAUGGCUACAUUCGGGUCACCUUUGGUGAGCUGUUUGAAAGAUAUGUCAGGAUUUCAGACAAGGUAGUGGGCAUCCUGAUGAGGGCCAGGAAGCACAGCAAAGUGGACUUUGAGGGGGAGAUGCUGUGGCAGGGUCGCGAUGACAGAGUUAUCAUUACGCUGCUUGUGUGACACAAAC